Messenger RNA from Schistocerca nitens (vagrant locust), 1719 nucleotides. Its product is annotated as phospholipase A2 group XV-like. Bases 286 to 1506 code for a protein of 406 amino acids. NCBI's taxonomy places the organism in Eukaryota, Metazoa, Arthropoda, Insecta, Orthoptera, Acrididae. The record is from RefSeq and is a predicted model, not a curated record. The transcript is spliced from 7 exons. Gene Ontology annotation, biological process: lipid metabolic process.
AUUUUGCUUACGCCAAGUUGUUUACCUUUUUCUUAUUGGCUAUUGCCCUUCAGUCAGUCGAUUCGAUUGGUCGCUGAGUAUCAGUCUAGCAGACAGCAUUUACAAACACAGUGUUUUUCGCACUUGUACUCCUUGUGGUGUAUUGUAAAUCGUGUUUAGUCGCAAUUAAUUUUCCGCAUUGUGCACGAGUGAAAUAUUAGUAGUUUACGUUUUUGCACGGUAUUCAUAAAUUCGUCGUUAUUACAUUGCGAACUUGUUAACUGACUAUUGAAGUAACAUUAGGGAAUGACACACACAGUGAUCAUCACAUUAUUGUUUUACGUCUCUGUCACGUUGGCCACAGCGCACAGCAUCAGUAAUGAGUCUGUACUGCCUAUAAUUCUUGUUCCUGGAGAUGGAGGAAGUCAACUGGAAGCUAAGUUGCACAAACCUGCAGUUGUUCACUAUUUGUGUGAAAAGACGACAAAUGAUUUCUUCAGCUUGUGGUUGAACUUGGAGCUGCUUGUCCCUGUAAUUAUAGACUGUUGGAUAGAUAACAUGAAACUUGUGUACAACAAUCAGACAAGAACAACUUCAAAUUCUGAUGGUGUAGAAAUCCGAAUUCCAGGAUUUGGAAAUUCAACUACUGUGGAAUGGAUAGAUCCAAGCAUGGCAUCUGAAGGAGCUUAUUUUAAGGACAUUGCAAACACAUUAGUACCCCUUGGAUAUGAAAGAAAUAUAUCAAUAAGAGGUGCCCCUUAUGAUUUCAGAAAGGCUCCUAACGAAAAUCAACAGUACUUUGUAGAUCUCAAAAAGCUGGUUGAAGAGACAUAUGGAUUAAAUGGAAACAAACAAGUUAUAUUUUUGGCUCAUAGCAUGGGAGCAUCGAUGACAUUGCACUUUCUGCAAAUGCAAACACAGAGUUGGAAAGACAAACAUAUUCGUGCUUUGGUUACUCUUUCUGGGGCUUGGGGAGGCUCACUCAAAGCCUUGAAAGUUUAUAUGGUCGGUGAUGACUUAGGAUCGUAUGUGUUGCGUGAAAGUGUGCUGAAAGAAGAACAAAUAACCUCUCCAAGCCUGGCAUGGUUGUUGCCUUCUACACUCUUUUGGCAUCCUAAUGAAAUCUUAGUACAGACAGACAAGAAAAAUUACACAGUUGAAGACUAUAAAGCCUUUUUCAAGGACAUCAGUUAUCCUGUUGCUUGGGAAAUGCGUAAGGAUGUAGAAAAAUACAGCUUGGAAUUUCAAGCUCCAGGUGUAGAAGUUCAUUGCUUACAUGGUUAUGGUGUUAAUACCAUUGAGAGGUUGGUGUAUAAACCAGGAGGAUUUCCUAGUGCAUACCCUGACUUCUUAUAUGGUGAUGGUGAUGGAACAGUAAAUAAACGCAGUUUGGAGGGCUGUCUCCAUUGGCAAGGCAAGCAGAAACAAAAAGUAUAUCAUCAGACUUUUCCAGGUGUGGAUCAUAUGAAUGUGUUAAGAGACAUUCGUGUGCUUGGCUAUUUGAAAAGUUUACUCAAUAAAUUAUAGUUUUUGUACCAUAGUGUAGUGUUUUGAAUUUUUUUUAUUCUGUUGUAAGUAGAGACAUGAGUAAAUAGUAUUUUGCAGUGUAAAAGUACACCUGAGAUUUCAUGCUGUACAAAAACUUUGAUUGUUGCAAAGAGAACAGGGUUUCCAUUUCUAUCCACAUGUGAACUUACAUAAAAAUCUCAUAAAAAAUAUUCAAACUAUUGUACAUUAGAA